UUGCACAAACGUAACGGUGCGAUUACGAAAGCGAUAGCGCAAAGAUGGUCGCGGUAACACACGGGUUGCUUACAAAUGACACUGACAGUCUGUCACCGGCGCGGCCCCAAGCGCACGUGUCUCUCCCUCCCAGCAAUCAUACGUGUUGCUAGCGAUAAUAUACUUAAAAGUAUUUUAUUAAAAUAUUUUUAUCAUACAUAGACGUGUAAAUAAACGGACCGGUGCUUAUAAAAUAUAUGUGAUUGUGACGUGACGUGAAAAUAGUUUGUGUUGUUAUCAACAACAAAAAUGUUAUUGUUUUUUGAAACAAAGAAUGUGUAGACCAAGGAGUGAUUCUCGAAUAAGCGGAUAAUAUUGAUAAGAUAAAAUAAUAUUUUAUCAGCUUCGUAGUUACGAAGUGCAGCGCAUGAGUGCGGUGCAAAAAUUGCGUCCUUCCUUUCUAUUUAAGUGCCUCAAACGACAUUUAAACGUACGCAGUAGUUUGUGAAUAUUCCCACUUGAUAGAUUAGUUGGAGAGCUUAAACUGACAUGUGUAUUAAAGAAAUUACCUCAAUGACAUAGUCGUACCAAUGAUACUGAUCAUGGGUGAGCGGUCUGACCUAGCAACUUCAGAGAACAGCGACGAGGAGAGCGGUGAGGCCUUCACUGAUGGUGAUUUUGAAGAUUCGGAUGAUGAGACGGUCAUCGAACGUAGUGCGACCAGUAAAACGUCAAAUAUCCCUCUCAAUGAAACUGUGAAUUCUGAUAUUAAAAUUGACAGUAUGAUUGAUGAAAUAGAUGACAGUUUAGAGGAACACAUCAACGGUCACAAGGAGAAGCUUAACAGUUCUGACGGUGAUGAUGAUAAAGAUAUAAAAAUAAGCAAUCAUAGCAACGGUGAUAAUUCAUUAGAAGAUUUGCAAGUAGAUUCGCAGAGCGAUAGCAAUGGGUCUAUCGUUGGAAUACUCGGAGAUCAACAAUGUCACGCGGAACAACGGCUGGCUGCUCGACGAGCGGCGCGGGCGGAGGCGCGAGAGAUACGGAUGAGGGAGCUCGAGCGACAGCAGCGCGAGCAGGAGGACCAUGCCGACAAGGCGUAUGACAUGUACGCAGGCGUAGUACUGCCUAUUACAGAGACAGUGGGCCGGCGGACGGGCGGCCGGCUAGCGGCCAUGAGUCCGAGCGUGCUGCACUCGCCGCGGCGGAGCUCGGAGGACUCGGACGAUGUGCUCAGUAUCAAAGACCUCAGGCAUGAGUUGAAGGAAGUUGAAGAAAAGUUUCGCAAGGCUAUGAUCUUGAACGCUCAGCUGGACAACGACAAGGCGGCGCUCGGCUACCAGCUCGAGCUACUCAAGGACCGGAUAGAGGAGCUGCAGGAGGAGUACGCGCAGCUACAGCGCGAACACAAAGAGAAGUGCUCGAGCCACGAGCGCCUGAAGCGCGAGCACGCGUCGCUGGAGCGCGAGGUGGUGCUGGCGCGGGACGCCGUGCGCGCGCGGGACGCGGCCGCGGCGGCGGCGGGACGCGCCUUCGUGGAGGCGGCCGCCGCGCCCGACGCACUCGCCGGCGAGCCCUGCGGCAGCGUCCCGCCGCUCGCGCUCGUGUCGCACCACUCGCAGCAGCUGCUCGACGACGCCGGCGAGGGCACGCUCGACGUGCGGCUGGAGCGGCUGGCGGGCGCGAAGGCGGCGCUGGAGGGCGAGGUGCGCAAGCUGAAGCUGCAGCUGAACGACGAGCGCGCGGCGCGACAGAACGGCGUGGCGCACCCCGAGCGCGACGUGGACUGCGAGCUGGAGGCGCUGCGCAAGGCGGCGUCCGACGCCAAGGCCCGCGCCGCGCGCGCCGAGGCCGAGGCGGCGCUGCACGCGGCCGCCGUCGUGCGCCUCGAGGCGCAGGUGGCGCGGCUGCGCGCGCGGCAGGACCACCAGGACGAGCACGAGGAGCUGCUCAAGCAGGAGCGGCGCCGCCUGCAGCGCGAGGAUGUGGUCGAUUUUUGGGCCGUUAUAAAUAAUGGUGACAGAUAACGGCGCGGGAAGCAUUAAACCGAGUUGAGGAAUUGGAAACGGAGAACAGUCACCUCACGAAACGGCUCGACAAACUCAAGAACGCAAAGUCCGCCCUGCUGAAGGACCUGUGACAAAACUGACCGUGCGGGAAAUAUUACGAAAUCAUUACAUAGUGUAACAUAGUACACGCAGACAAGAAUAUAUAAUGCCGUCGUUAUUUUUUUUGGAAAAUUUUAAGAAUUUUGUAUUAUACAAGCUAUGCCACAGAUAAUAUAUGUAAUGGUUACGCUAAAUUAUAAACCUACGACCGGUGUGUUUUCCGCUGUCUAUUAUUAUUAUUCUAUGUUAUUCAAUUUAAAAACUUAGAGCUGAGUCUGUGGUUUUUAUAAAUAAAAUAAUUUGUAUAUUUUCGAUGGUAGCGAUGAUUGUUCGAAUUUAAAUAUUUUGACGUUUUCCUUUAUCAUUUCUUGAAACAUGUUUAGUUUAAUAAAUAACAUAUUUACAAAAAUAAUAUUGAAUAUAAUAAAUCACAACAUUAAUAUGUUUAGCAAUGAACAAUACAGCAUUGAAAAGUGAUUUAUCAAUCAAUUAACAUUAUUUAAUGUCUGACAAAAAAUAUCCAUAACAUCUAAAAUAAUAUUCAUUAUAAAAAAAAAACAAACAUUUUUCAUAUUGACGAUAAUAAAUCAUAAGGAAUAUAUAUUUGUUAUUUAUAAUGAUACUAGUUUCUUUGUAAAUGUAAUUUUAUUAAUUAUUUGUAAAAAAAUGUGCAUUAUGUUUAUAAAUAUCUGAUUAUUUAUUUGUUACGCAUAUUAAUAUGUUCGUAUUACUUGUAUAGGUUCUGAAUGAUAGGGUUUUUUUAUAAUUCUAGCUUGCCCAAGUUUCGCUUUGUACUAAUCGAAAAGUUGAUAGCGAUCACAUUAUAUAUUUAACUUGCCAUUUCAAAUUUUGUUAUAUUACUAAUAUAAAUGACCCGAAUACGAAGCAAUAGAUGUAUUAAACCGCCAAGGCGACGUAGAUAAAUAUUUUAUACUGUAGUUAGAAAACUUGAGAAAAGUUCCUCGCUCUAGCCUUAAAUGUUGAACAUUUUGAGGAAUUUUUAACAAGAAUAUAUGAUCAUUAGUGUAGCCAGAGGUGCGGUUAUUGCUUGUAGGCUUAUAAAUAGUCGAAAUUAACGACUAAUUUUUACCAUACCCGCUGCCCUCGCGCCCGCCUCGGCAAUUCUGGCUACGCGAAUGUGUAAAUGAUUAAAUAAAUGUAUUGCUCAAAAUUGUACUCCAAACAUUGUGAUAGUCUGUAGCGAGUGUCACACGUCCAUUAGCGAUCUCCUUGUAACAGUAUUUCUCAAGGGAUACUUGAAUUUUAUAUCGGAAUAACGUGUAUUUAGAGUUUCUUUUUUCUUCUAAAGUUACCACAAAUUAUCUACUAAUAAUUGAAUUAUUUUCAUAUGAUAAUUUCAUUUUUAUAUUAAUAAAAUUAUUUCAACAAUAACAGUCCGCGUAAAAUGGAAACCGUUUAUUUUAUCUAUAAAUUAAGUGAUUCUUAUAUGUCAAUUUCAUUUAACUACUAAUCUUUGGUUGCGCGGUAUCGAUGUCGUAAACACAAGGCAAUUUUCUCAUUCAUAUAAAUAAUCAAUAUAUUGCAUUGCUAUAGCAUCGCGACCGUCGAUUAUUAGUUAUCUGAUACGUCGUACAUAGGAAUAGUCACGUACACAGUGCCAUGGCGCACCAAAAUGUAUUAUAGGUGUAGUUUGGUGGUCUAAUUAGUAUCGUGUAGAGAAUGAUAUUUGCGGGUAUAUUGCCUACUGUUAGUUAGAUUAUUGUUUGACAGCAUAUGCUUUGAAUAACGCAGGCGUUACCUGCCGGUUCAGACGUGAUGUGUUUUUCGAAUGUUAAAUUCUACUAGUCAAUGUGGUUAUGUUGAAAUAAAGCAUUUAGCCGAAGUAUAUACAUAUAUGUUAUAUAUAAAUAGAAAAUCGUUAUCAGUGUAAUGAUAAACCGUGAACAUUAGAAGCGUUUUAUAUAGACAUUGUCACGGUUCGACAGACUAGUUGAAUUUAACUCAUAUUCCAUAUUGACUUACAGAUUUUUUUUAUAUUAAUAUGAUCCAGAUAAAUUGUUUUAUUUGAAAAUAUUUAAAAAUAUUCAUUUAACGAAAACCGAAUAUACCUAAAUAGUUUAUGUAAUGUAUUAAAUAACAUAAAGGGAACUUUUAUAUCUUGUGAUUAUAACAUAUUAUUUGUAAUUAAAUGUAUAAUUAAUUUAGAAAUGCAAGAUAUAAUAUUUCUCUGACGUAUGUUGCGAGUUGAUUACGUGUGUGAGAAGUCGGAAUGUAAGUAAUAUAAGUAGGAAUUAUCAUUUUGUAAGUAUGAUGUAUGUAUUUUGGUGCUGCAUUACUAAUUUAUUUCUUUUUAACUGAGAAUGACAGUCUUUUUACAAGAAGCGAAACUGACUUAAAAUGAUGUAUAAAUUUGGAUACUUUGAAUAAAUUUCGCCCUCAAA
Messenger RNA from Nymphalis io (European peacock), 4486 nucleotides. RefSeq names its product leucine-rich repeat flightless-interacting protein 2. Gene Ontology annotation, biological process: regulation of DNA-templated transcription. Bases 570 to 2003 code for a protein of 477 amino acids. The record is from RefSeq and is a predicted model, not a curated record. The transcript is spliced from 8 exons. NCBI's taxonomy places the organism in Eukaryota, Metazoa, Arthropoda, Insecta, Lepidoptera, Nymphalidae.